This is a messenger RNA of Pelagomonas calceolata, 1585 nucleotides long. NCBI's taxonomy places the organism in Eukaryota, Pelagophyceae, Pelagomonadales, Pelagomonadaceae. The record is from the annotation of a GenBank genome assembly.
CUCUCUGCGACACGUGCUCAAAGCAAACGGACUGCUUAACUUGCGGCAGAGGUCUUGCUUCGCUGAAACGAGGACGCCAGAGCGCCGCAGGAAUUCGUGGCACCGCGCUCGUUGCACCGCAGCAUCAGAUUCAAGUACAACUUGUGAGCUGCAGGCCUGAAGCCUGAAGUACUCCACCAACGAGACGACAGCAGCGAUGGGUCGCGGCGGCGCCUUGACGCGGACGCAGCUGCGGGCACAGAUUCAAAACGGCAAGCUCACGAGGAAACAACUUUGGGCGCCGCGGUGGAUGCUGGCCGCGCACGCCUUCCAGUGCGUCGGCGACCGCUCGUGGGGCCUCUUCCUACCGCUCUACCUCGCGGAACUCCGACCUGGAAGCGUCGCGCCCGUUGCUGUGAUAGAAGUCGUGCGCUACGGCUUCGGCAUGCUCUUCGCGACGAAGGUCGCGGAGUGGUGCGAGACGCAAGGACACUCAAAAGUACUGCGGCGGCUGCUGAUCUGCGAGAACUUGGGGGUGGUGCUGGGGGCCUUGUUGUCGCGGGCGGCGCUCGGGGAUCUCGGGAAUCCGGCCUUCUGGGCCGCGGCUGUUUUUUUUGGCGUCGACGCGGUGUGCUCGUCAGCCUUACAAACGCUCGUCGGCAAGGUGGCCGUGCGGUCUCUAUCAUCUUCCAUCCAAGCGACGCGGCUCGCGGAAACGAACGCGCGACUCGUUAGAUUAGACAUGGCCGUGGCCCUGUCGUGUCCGUUGGUCGUGGGCUACUUAUCCAAAAGACACGGCGGGCUCCGAGGCCUGCAUUGUCACGACGACGACUGCCACGCGCACCACUUCGGGGCGGCGGCGGCGUUAGCUGUUUCUCAUGUGAUUGGCGGUGUUGCCGUUUUCAUAUGUAGCGGCAAGUUCCGGUCGUGCCUCAGCGACAGUCCGCCGCCCUCGCCGCGAUCGGUCAUCCCCAAGUCACCUUCCAAAUUAGAAGGUCUAAAUGCGGUAAAGAAGCUGGACCCCUUCGCGCGCGGGUGCCUGGACUGCUACUGUUUAUUGUAUUUCACGGUACUGAGUCCGCACGGCGUCACGGUGGCCUGGUUACGAGGAGUGCGGCGCACGGACGCGGCCGUGAUUGGCUUAUUUCAGACGCUCGCCCAGGGCGCUGGUUUAUUGGCGACGUUUUUCACACCAUUCGUCGUGGAGCGGACGGGCGCGCGAAAAGCCGCGCGCGUCUCGAACGCGGCGCAAGUUUUGUGUGCGGCUUUAUCUGUCUUCGCUCUGUACCAUGGCCACGAGAAGGUAUUUUUAGCUGGUUUAUGUGCGUCGCGGUUUGGCUUGUGGGCCUUCGAUCUGCUGGAACGGGAGAUUCUGCAGACGGCCGCGCGGAGCGACGACCAGUGCAUGGCGCUCUUCGCGGAGCAGUCGCGGCGCACGUCGGCGGCGUCGUUACUUAUAUUCGGGGCGUCGGCCUACCUCUCGGACGCCGAAAAAUUCCCCUACCUCCUCGGCGCGUCGCUCGCGACGCUCGUCGUGUCGAUGCUCGUGCUCGACCGCGGCGCGCGGCGCGCGGACGCGCUCGCGAAGCGGGACUAAGGUAUUCGG